Messenger RNA from Entrophospora sp. SA101, 667 nucleotides. The record is from the annotation of a GenBank genome assembly. NCBI's taxonomy places the organism in Eukaryota, Fungi, Glomeromycota, Glomeromycetes, Entrophosporales, Entrophosporaceae.
UAAAUAUUGGCCCAGAGCUGAAGACAUCAUCUACUACAACAAACCAGGUAAAGAGUUAGAUUCACGCUUGGAACUUUUAGGCGGGCAAAGAUUAUUACCUCUUGGAUUGGGUGAUGAUCAAGAUUCUGAUGGUUAUGAAACAGGGUUUCAAGCUUGGGAACCUUUACUUUGGGAUGCGCUUAAUGUUAAAUUGCUUGGCAGUGUUGUUGAGGAACCUAAAAAAACAGAUGAUGAUAUGAAAGUUGAAUCAAAUUAUUUGAGAGGAUCCAUUAAAGAAGGGCUUGAAGAUACUUCAACAGGAGCAUUAGCAGAAGGUGACACCAAGUUGACCAAAUUUCAUGGAAUUUAUCAACAAGAUGAUCGUGAUUUAAGAGAAGAGAGAAAAGCACAGGGAUUAGAAAAGGCUUAUUCAUUCAUGGUUCGUGUCAGAGUACCUGGAGGGGCCCCUGGUACAUAUAAUCUUUAUUUAGGAGGAGGAUUUUAUGGACAGAGAUUAAACAAAUUGUAUAAAGAAAGUUUAAAAGAAGAUGAAAUAUUAAAUGAAUUAAAACCAAUGUUAACAAGAUAUGCCAAAGAAAAAUAUGAAGAUGAAAAAUUUGGUGAUUUUGUUAUUCGUGCAGGAUACAUAAAAGCUACAAGAUUUGGAAAAGAUUUCCAUGAUCUUUGA